This is a messenger RNA of Mauremys reevesii (Reeves's turtle), 3994 nucleotides long. RefSeq names its product CDC like kinase 4 (gene CLK4). The coding region runs from base 2246 to 3823 and encodes 525 amino acids. Lineage: Eukaryota; Metazoa; Chordata; Testudines; Geoemydidae. Gene Ontology annotation, biological process: regulation of RNA splicing; protein phosphorylation. Gene Ontology annotation, molecular function: protein tyrosine kinase activity; ATP binding. The record is from RefSeq and is a predicted model, not a curated record. The transcript has 16 exons. Gene Ontology annotation, cellular component: nucleus.
CGGUCGCCAUUUUGUUUCUGUGCGAAGGGCGGGGACGGGUUUCGCUCAGCUCCUCGCCUGCCGUAAGUGACGAAGGUGACCUCCCCCCGCAUCCCGAUCCCUUGUCAGGGGCCGGGGGAGGCCGACGCCGUGGUGGACUCGAGCCGGCUGAGCUCGAAGCGGGUCACUUACCGCCUCGGCCAGGGCAGGAGGCUGCCCGAGGGCAGGGCCUGGCUGAGACCGUACAGAGUGAAGGUGGAGUAACACUGGGCUCCUGCUCAGCUGCUUUUCCAGUUGGCUACUUGAUGAUUUGGGAGGAGGAGCUUGGGAAUCUUCACUCCACAGCAGAGACCACCUCCACGUGGAGGUUGUGAGUUCAGGAAAAUAAGCAACAAGGGUCUUCAAUUUCAUCCUACUCAUCUCUUCAGGGUGUAGCAAUACUUGGUCUCCUCUUGCCUCAUCCCCUCCCCCUGUCCCCCGUGAUGAUGUGGGACCCCUGAAAUUAGUGGGGAGUUGAGUCUUCCCUUUCCUUGCAUUGGUCCCUGGUUAGUACUGACUGGGUCCCUUUUUGCAUUUAAUUUGUGUACACUUGGUAUGCUACGAUGGCACAGCUGAACCAUUGCAGUGCUUUAGCGUAGAUGCUGCGUAUGCUAAUGGGAGGGUGUUUUUCCUUUCUGUGGGUAAUCCACUUCCCUAAGAGGUGGUAGCAAGGUUGACAGAAGAGUUCUUCUGUUGAUUUAGCGCUGUCUACAUGGGGAUUUAGGUCAGUUUAACUACACAACUCAUGGGUGUGGAUUUUUCACACCCCUGAGUGAAGUAGUUAGGCUGACUUAAUUUUCUGGUGCACUCCAAGCCUAACAGCUGCCUCACUCUUGCAAGACUGAAUUGGUUAGGGUGUGAUGAUAAAAACUGGAGUCCUCAUUAAUUUGCAGCUGAAUGAAGGGAAGAGGAAAAUUCCUCAUCCCCAAAAGAGAGAAAUUGAAGUCCUUGAUUAUGAGAAGUGGAUAUAAAGAGGAAUGACUUUGGAGUAGGGAGUGGAGGCAAAAGUGCCAUGUGCCUGUCUCAGCAGUCGCUACAUGGAACACUUGACAGCAGAAACUCUGUAUCUGCUCCUGCACUUCUUUCUGGUAGAGCAGCCAACUUGAAAAAUGCCUGCAUAGUUCUGUGCUAAUGGAGUUUAUGAACUGUGGUUGGUAUGGAUUAUAGUACUGCGGUGCUGCAUAUUUACCUAGGCACUGAGUUCAGAAUGUGAUUCUAUAGAUAAUUCUAAAAUCUGGCUCCGUGUUACAAUGAGAUUGGCGAGAUAAAUCUGUGCAAUAUCUUAAAACUUACGUUCUGAAUUAAUAUAUAUAUACAGUCACUGGUUUAUAUAGUAGUUACAUAUAAAAUAAUGUAUAAAGAGCUAAUUGUAUAAGCUUUGUUAUAAUGUGGAUUUUAUUGGAAAAAAUGUUUGAAGACUGUUUACAUUUGAGUACCCAUGUUAAUAUACAGCACCAAAAACAACGGUUACAAGCGUACACUAGUUUAUGGCAUAAAGUUUGAAAAUAAACAUCACUUCUAUAAACUUCAGUUCUGUGUAAAUAAAUAUUUUUAAGAAAAUGUGCAUGUUACCUCACAGUCUUUUCCUUUGCACCAUACCAUUGCCUAUUCUCAUUCUUGUCCAUUCCUCACUCUCCUCAAAAGGACUGACUUAAGGGUUCUCUCACCUUCCUCGUAUUAGUGAAUUGGACAAUGAACAUUGAAAAAUGGAUUUUCACUUUAUUUUUUUAUUUUAACAAUGAACAAUGAAAAAUGGAUUUUCACUUUAUUUUCUUAAGUGAGGAGGUGGUUUUCUUUUCCUCCUCUCCACAAAGCAUAGUGAUAUGGAUGUGAGGCCUGAAGCUAGCAUCUCCACUUAGUGUGCUCCUAUGAGCCCCUACUGGCCAAUGACCAAGAAACCAUAUUCCAUAAAAAACCUGGAGGGAGGAGGUGUACUGCUGUUGGCUUUUAUGGAGGCAUGAGGGAUAAAUCUGGGCAGUGAAGAAAUUUUGUAUAGGACACUGAUGAUUCAAGGCUGCAUUUUGAUUGGCCAUAUUGCCCUUGAUGAUGUCACAGGUGUGCAUGACCUCUGAGCGGUUAUGUCAUAGAUACCUUUUCUUUUUAUGGAUGUUGGAGCUAAAGAAACUAACAAUAUUCUCAACUGAGGAAAAGAUGUAAAAUGAAAAUGAGUUUUCAAGGUCAUUGAGUCUCAUAGGUUCAGGACUUUAAAGAUUAUCAGUGCCUUGAUAUGCAUCUGGAAAUGAACAAGAAGACUUGCAAAGACUUGAACAAGUUUAGGGUGAAAAAAGUUUUAUGUACACAUCCAAGUCUUAAGAAGUCAGGAAAAAGAAAAAAGAAAACACAAAGCAUUUAUAUAAAACAAAUGCGACAUUCAAAACGAAGUCAUUGCUCUGAGUGGGAUGAUAGAAAGAGCUGGGAACAAGGAAAGCACAGUGCUCCCCAUAAACGCAAAAAGAGGUCCCACAGCAGUGUACAAGAAAGCAAACCCUAUAAAUCACAUCAUUUUGAAGUUUCAGACAGUCAUUAUUUGGAAGAUAGAUCCAUAAAUGAGAGAGAUCAUCAUGACCGGAGAUAUGUUGAGGAAUACAGAAAUGACUUCUGUGAAGUAUAUGACCACAGGCAUUAUCACAGAGACUAUGAAAAGAGUCACCAUCACCACUAUAGCAAAUCCUCUGGUCGAAGCAGAAAAAGUAGUCAUAAAAGGAAGCAUAAGAGACAUCAUUGCUCCAGUCACCAUUCACAUUCGAAGAGUCACCGAAGGAAAGGAUCCAGGAGUGUAGAGGAUGAUGAGGAGGGUCACCUGGUCUGUGAAAGUGGAGACGUGCUAAGAGCAAGAUAUGAAAUUAUUGCCACGUUAGGGGAAGGGGCAUUUGGAAAAGUAGUGGAAUGCAUUGAUCACAAUAUGAGAGGAAUGCAUGUAGCAGUUAAAAUUGUGAAAAAUGUUAGUAGAUACCGUGAAGCAGCCCGUUCAGAAAUACAGGUAUUGGAGUAUUUAAACACCAUGGAUCCCAGCAGCACGUUCCGCUGUGUCCAGAUGCUGGAAUGGUUUGAUCAUCAUGGUCACGUUUGCAUUGUGUUUGAGCUUUUGGGACUUAGUACCUAUGACUUUAUUAAAGAAAACAGCUUUUUGCCAUUUCAUAUUAAUGACAUUAGACAGAUGUCAUAUCAGAUUUGCCAGUCUAUAAAUUUUUUACAUCAUAAUAAGUUGACUCAUACAGAUCUGAAGCCUGAAAAUAUUUUGUUUGUGGAGUCUGACUAUGUAGUAAAGUACAACUCUAAAAUGAAGCGGGAUGAACGCACACUAAAAAACACAGACAUCAAAGUUGUAGAUUUUGGAAGCGCAACUUUUGAUAAUGAACAUCACAGUACUUUAGUGUCUACAAGACAUUACAGAGCUCCUGAAGUUAUUUUAGCGCUGGGGUGGUCACAGCCCUGUGAUGUUUGGAGCAUAGGUUGCAUUCUAAUUGAAUAUUACCUUGGUCUUACAGUAUUUCAGACACAUGAUAGUAAAGAACACUUGGCAAUGAUGGAGAGAAUGUUAGGGCCUCUACCAACUCACAUGAUUAAGAAAUCAAGAAAACGCUAUUUUCAGCAUGACCAAUUGGACUGGGAUGAACAUAGUUCUGCAGGUCGAUAUGUUAGGAGACGUUGUAAACCAUUAAAGGAAUUAAUGCAUUGUCAUGACUCAGAUCAUCAGAAUCUAUUUGACCUUAUUCGCAGAAUGUUGGAGUAUGAUCCAGCCAAAAGAAUUACUCUUGAUGAAGCCUUGCAGCAUCCUUUCUUUGACUUGUUAAAAAAUAAAUAAUUCAGAGAUCUUAUGUGUUUCUCCGAGGAGACUACAUAGACUGUGUCAGUCAACAGAGCUAGCAUGAGAUUUUUGUAAAUUUUAAUUUAUUUUGUACAGUUAAAUUUAAAUAUUUCCAUAUGUUUUGUAUCACAGCCAUGUUCAUCUUGUUGGUCAGUUAUGGUCUUAAUC